Molecule: messenger RNA, 3295 nt
Organism: Danaus plexippus (monarch butterfly)
Lineage: Eukaryota; Metazoa; Arthropoda; Insecta; Lepidoptera; Nymphalidae
Gene: Su(z)12
Product: polycomb protein suz12-B
Exons: 9
Coding region: 169-2412 (747 amino acids)
Cellular component (GO): nucleus; ESC/E(Z) complex
Molecular function (GO): chromatin DNA binding
Source: RefSeq, a predicted model, not a curated record
UACGUCACCAAUACUACUCCAUGAUAACAUCAUGUAUUUUUACAUUCCGAAGUAAUGGAAUUAUGAAGUUCAAGCAUUUGGUUGUCUAUUGUUUGACCUGACGCUGUCAAGUCAACGAACUGAUGAACUUGGCGGUUUUAGUAAUAAGUUGGAUAGAUAAACCCAAAAAUGCCCCCGAAGAAGCGUGAAAAAGAAAGCGAAACAAAUAAAAACUCUAAAAUAGAUCAUUUGCAAGCGGAUCAUGAACUAUUCUUACAAGCUUUCGAAAAACCAACACAAAUAUACCGAUUUUUGAGAACACGUAAUAUGUUAUCGCCCAUAUUUUUAAAUCGGACGCUGUCUUAUAUGAAACGUAGGAUGUCUAGAAGCAAUAAAAGCCGUAUCGGCUUCAAAGUGGACUCCUUGCUUGAAAAGAUAACAUUAAAAAAGAGCACUGAAUUACAGCUUAACAGUCUGGGUGGUUAUAUGACUUUAACGUUUUUGGGUUUUUACGACAAAAGUUUAGAAGAACCUAGUGAUUAUCAAGUGAAAGUUGAAACAUUACUCUUAAAGAUAUGUCACAAGAAAAGGAAAGAAAGCUCAUCAGCUAUAGUGGAAGUUUCUGUUGGCAGUUGUUCAGUUCCCCUCAACCCUUCGACUUCUGAGCCUCCAGCUAUGGCCUCUGCUGUGAGCAUAUCAAGUGACACUUUCAGCCCUUCACAUGGACCCAAUGUAAAAUCCUACAUGCUCAUGUUAAGGGUAACUGUCACAAAGGCUUCCAUGAGUAAUGGUGCAAGUUCAACAGAAAUAACUAAUGGAGAUGAUGAACCUCUAACAAAACGUCUCAAAUCAUCAUCCGAUAUAAAUUCAAGCACAGAUAAUAAAUGGAGCAAACUUUAUGGCAGUGAGUUAAUAGUGUAUGACAAACAUAACAGAUGUCUUCUAACUAACGGGGAGUAUGAUCUAGUGUUGCAUGAUGUAACCCCCGGCGGCCGGAGCGCUACCAUUGCCAGAUCUCCUCACAAAGCUCUGAUGGCGCAAUGGGAAACUAUACCUAAUGAAAAUGACCUACAAACAGAGACAAAUCCUUUCGAUAUAUUCAAAGUUAGACCGUUAUUGAAGUUAAAGCUCAGCUGGAGUCAGGAACCCACAAACGGUUUAGUGAACCGGCCGAAACUCUACCAGCAGGACAGUAAUGGUGUGAAAAAAGAUAACACUGCCAAAGAGAAAAUUUCCACCCCGAGGUGCUCCACUAGUGAAAUAAAAAAUGGAGAGAAAUCCAAGCAGGAGUCUACAGAUUCAUCCAAACGUCAACAGAUCAUUUAUCAGUUCCUAUACAACAACAACUCCCGCCAGCAGACCGAGGCCUGCGAUGACUUACAUUGUCCAUGGUGCUCCCUCGACUGCGGAGCGCUAUACUCCCUGCUCAAACAUCUCAAGCUGUGCCACUCAAGAUUUAAUUUUACUUAUUUUCCAAUACCAGGUGGCGCUCGUAUCGAUGUGUCUAUCAACGAGUUAUAUGAUGGAUCGUACACGGGCUCCCCUCACGACCUGAUAGCGGCUCAAGGUCGGUCCAGGGGCGGAGGCCCACGCGCGGGGCCCACUCGUAGGGCUUCGCUGACACAUCUACUAGUGUUGAGACGACGAAGACACAGGCAUAGUCUGGCAGAAUUCCUAGAACUGGAUGAUAAUGAUGUAGAUGCACAGAGACCCUACCUAACAGGACAUAAUAGAUUAUACCACCACACAAUAACCUGCCUGCCGGUGUACCCUAACGAGCUGGACAUCGACUCCGAGAGCGAAACGGAUCCGCUCUGGCUCCAACAGAAGACCAUGAUGAUGAUAGACGAGUUCACCGACGUCAACGAGGGAGAGAAGGAGCUCAUGAAGAUGUGGAACCUUCACGUCAUGAAGUACAACUACGUCGGCGACUGCCAGAUACCGCUCGCUUGCCAGAUGUUCCUACAGAUGAAGGGCAAGGAACUGCUCGAGAAGAAUCUAUACAGGAAUUUCAUACUCCACAUGUGUUCAUUGCACGAUUUCGGACUUUUGAGUCCGGUGGCGCUCUAUCAAACCGUACAAAUGCUGAACCAAAUGUUGGCGGACAGCGCCGACGCCAAAGAGAAGAUGAGAGAGUCGCUGAGGGCGCAGAGGGACCACUGGAACGCCGUAGGGAAAUUCCAGCAACCUGUGAUAAUAGAACAAAAACCUAACAACGCCACUGUCAAGCUGAACAACGUCGAGGCGUCGCCGUCCGUCAGAAGAAAAACGUCGAAUUUACAGAACGCCAACAGGAUGGGCAGCGCUAGCUCCAACUUCAACAAAUCAUCUAGUCCCGGACCCGCCAACGGCGAAACCAAAAGGAAAAUGUCUUCCGGAAGCAUUCAGAGUAGAAAGAGGUCUUCUAUAUCCGAAAGAAAGAGCUCGGUAUAGCGAAUAAUCAGUAUUGAACCGGUUUACAGGACUGGUCUUCGUUCGAGGCUUUUAGUACAAUCGGGAUGUACGUUUUAAAAAAAUAUAUGUAAAAUUACAAGGAUUUAACUGAUGUUUUAACAGAAUUCUGCCACGUGAUUAGAUAAUUAUUUCGUUACUGCCCAGUAAUUAUAAGAUUAAUUUAAGUCCAUCAAAUGGAAGGCGCGUAGUUAAGUUUCAUAAAUUAUGUCAUUUUUUUUUGCCGAUCCAGGAUCUCUUAUUUAAGUCUUUAUUCGAACAGCACUUUGUAAUCAUUCAAUAGACUGAUUCAAAAGACUAAAACUGAAUAGGAAUAUAAAGAUUAGAACAAAACAAUAAUCUCAGCUUUAUGUUAGUUUAUUGUAGUCCAAAGUCCCGGGAUACUUCAUCAGAGCGACCAAGGGAUUGCCACUUGUGUUCCGGUUCCGUUCCCGGUUAUGACAGAUGCUUGCAAUAUAUUGUGUCGAUGUUGUAAUACGAGUUCAGUGUUCACUGUCGAGACUUAAUAUAUCGAGCGCUAGGCGGAACUACCUCCACGGGAAUUAUUUAUAAUCAAUAAUGAAUUGUUUCACAUUAGGACGCUAGUGUUUACGUUUUUUUACACGACGGCUAGUGAUGUACCAAUGUGGAAACUUAUUGGACGCCGCAUAAGACUGCUAACUUCGAUUGCCUUAAAUAUCACCUCAGUCAAAUCGGACGUGAUCUUUAUUGUCACUAUAUACUAGUUGUGUUUACGUUAGCCUUUUUAGUAUUUCAAUGCAAUAAUGAAUUUGUAACAUUUUGUUAUUUUUUUAAAGAUGUUUUCAUUGAAAAUUUCAGUAAUUAUUUGUACUUAUGAAAUGAAAUAUAAUUAAUAUUUUCGGUA